Didymodactylos carnosus is the source of this 3268-nucleotide messenger RNA. Lineage: Eukaryota; Metazoa; Rotifera; Eurotatoria; Philodinida; Philodinidae. The record is from the annotation of a GenBank genome assembly.
AUGAAGAGUGAUUCACCGCGCAAGUUUGACAGGCUGCAUCUAAACUUGAAUGGAGAAGAAACAGUCGUUGAUCACAGACAAGUGACAGCAGCAGCGGAUAAUGCUGAUAACACAACUAGUGACUCUGUCAAACAAAAUCGUCGAGUCGUAGAAGCUGUUACUGAAGAACAAAAUCUGACAACUACGAAGAUCAUCAACGAUAUCAAAAUGAACCUUGAUCCUGUUGUGGGAUACGCCGAAGAACAUUUGCUGCCACUUUCCAAAGCAUGUGCUCCGCUGACUAACAUCCUCCACGAUUUAUCUGUCUACGUUCAAAUGGCGCUCGACGAAACCCCAGAAGAGCCACCCGACGGACUGACGAUCGACGAGAGCGCUGCAAUUCGUCUCUACACGAUCGAAUGGGAAGGACCACACCGAAGUCUCUAUUCGAUGCUCAAUUACACCCUCAAGACGGCGGAUCGCAAGGAUCUUCGACCCUAUUUCAAGUAUCUGAAACUGUUCUUGACUGCUCUGGCCAAACUACCAUGCGUCCCACAGCUGACCGUCUGGCGAGGGGUAACCAAAAACUUGAGCGCGGAAUUUCCACCCGGCACUCCGGUGACAUGGUGGGCAUUUUCAUCAUGCACAACUGCACUGACCGUACUCGAGAACAACAUGUAUUUAGGCAAUACGGGUGAGCGAACGCUCUUCUCCGUCGAAGCCAUUAAUGGUCGAACAGUACAAGCUCAUUCGCAUUUCGUUACCGAAGAUGAAAUUCUUCUUCUGCCUGGCACUUACAUGGUGGUUCAAUCGCAAUUCAGUCCGGCGCCCGAUCUCCACAUCAUUCAUUUGAAACAGAUGAUACCGGAAGAUGUGCUACUGGAGCCUCCAUUCGAAGGUGCAUAUCUUUAUCCAAAAACCAAGUAAGUCUAACUCCGCCUUCGUCUAGCUGUAUUUUUGACGAGACUUUCCAUCACAUUUACAAGGAGUCAUUGGUAUCAAAAGAAGAGAUUCAUCGUUCCAGUCAGCUUACUAGUGACUCUGCUCAUCGUGGCAGUCAUUGUCGGUUCCGUUUUGGGAUCAAGAUCUACAGGUAUGCAUUUUGAUAUUCCCUUUAGCUGGAAGGAGCGAUAGUUCAUGCCUGCAAGACUUGGCCAUCCCAUUUCACAUGCGCUAAAAGACAUUAAAACACUUAGAUUCACAAACAGUAUGUCAUCUCUGUAUCUUUCUUCCUCCUUCGAAACACCUUUUUUCAAACCUGUUGCCAUUUGUAGUAAUACAUUCAUCAAACGACAUAUCCUGCUUGGAACCAAGAAUGAAACAUCGACUUCUAAAGUCUGCAUUUAAAAACUCGAAAACACUUUCUUGUAUAACAUAUUCUUAAAUGUAGACAUGUUAGCCACCGAUCCGGUUUGGGAUUACAGUUCAGAUUUCCUCCUUUUAUUUUAUCUGUUCAUCGCCAUUAACGAUAUUUGAAUCCAUGAAUUCAAGAAUGGCAGACUGGAGAAAAUAGCAGAGCUUGUAUGAGUCGAUAAAUCUGCUGAAUUGUUUAUGAGUAAAACAAGAUUCCAGAAGACAGAUUUUAAAGCAUUUCCGUUAUUUUCAGCUGGAAUUGUUAGGAAACGACAUACUGAUUGAUUGAAAUUUGAUUCUAAACUGGUAAAAAAAUGGAUUAGUUAGAAUUCUGUCCCGGAUUAAUGCAAACCCGAUACAGAUUCUUCUGAGAAUCGACAUUCGGAAAGAAUCUCAAGAAUGAAAUGUUUGGCAGUGCAGGAUAAUAGAGUUUCGCCGAACGAAUCUAAUAAAUCCACUCUUAAAGUAGGUGGAUGAAAAUGAUAUCUGUCGUAGAGCUGGAACUGCAAGAGACUAGGGACAGAUUCAUGGUACACGCGGUACGUAUGAUCGCGUGUACCUGCGAGAUUUUGUUCGUUCUCUACCAGCAUAGUGUCAAUGGGAUCACGUCUUUACUAACCUGAUUAAUUCUUACUCUCUCAGUCAAUUACCCAAGAUUCUGCUGAAAGAUUGUUGAAUGCAUCCGUAAAACAAUGAAGGAGUCAAAUAGAUAAUGGCUACUUCGGUUUUAAACGGAGCCAGCUGCGUAGUUUACCCGAUAUAAGGAAAUUUUAACAAAUUUUCGUAGUAACCAUGCAUUUCCAUCAUAGUUGAGAUUGAGUUUACCAUCUGAGGAAGAAAUUCAACGAGCGAAAAACAGAAACCAUUCUAAUCGAACCGUCAGUUUAUGAAGUUCUCAUAGAAUGUUUAGUAAUAGAUAACGGAGUCUUGUCCAGGUUUUUCAGUCAUUCUUGCGUUAUCCUGUAUUAUCAUAAAACUCAUUUGUAAUUCUGGGUAUUGGGCCGCUGAACAUUUUUUGAGGAAGUCAAAGGAUGGUGCUUUGCUGUUGAGGCUAAUCUACUCUAGUGCUAAAAUGAAUUCCAGCAGCACGAAAGUGAUAAGCACAAAGAUCCGACACAACCUUGUUUGCUCCUUGCUCAUGGUAGACUAUUUCAAAGGGAUGAAUUUUUCGAGAAAAUGAAUACUUAGCAUACGGAGAAUCAGUUGUCGGUGGAUAUGUUCGAGACUGCUGCAAGCUGUACGGGAUCGGAAACAAGAUAAGUUUUGGAGAAUUUGACGGAUCUGGAACGUAUCUCGGGAAUUUUGAUCCCAUGAAAACAUGAAAAACGAUCACUUUCAGAAAAAAGCAAUCUCUGAACGUAAAAACGCAGCUUGUCCUCAUUCUUUUUUCUGCAUUACAUACUUUUCUACCCAAUCAUGAAUUCGUAAGCGAAAAAAUCUAGAUACACUUGCUGGGGUAUUGCCCGAUACUCCAGCAAAAGUAUCUAGAUAAAAGAGUAAAACAUAUCGGGUUAUCUAGAUGCAUCUGGUUUUACUCGAUUACACGAUGCAAUAUCUGAUGCAUCUAGUAAGAAAUUAUGGUGGAUAGAAAACAAUAAGAACUAGCGAUUAAGCGUACGGUUCGUCUAGCUGUUUAAAAAAAGAAUCGCUAGAUAUAAAAAGCGUUAUAAUUAGUUGUAAAUCGAGGUGAAAAAAAAGGAAGAAAGAAACACAGCUCGUGCAGAGAUUCGAACUCUGUACCUACAGAUCAGUGGUCUUCUAUCUACGCCAUUGUACCACACGAGCUUACACAAAUAGAUAUACAUUUUUCAUUCUCUUCUUGUUAUUAUGGAUAGAAAUAACACUACAUUUAAAAUAACUAAUUAACAAUAAUAAGCGUUUCUCACCAUGAUGGAAGCAUUUAUUAGACUUGAGUCUGGAACAUGAAAUGCUGGAA